Molecule: messenger RNA, 3222 nt
Organism: Rhagoletis zephyria (snowberry fruit fly)
Lineage: Eukaryota; Metazoa; Arthropoda; Insecta; Diptera; Tephritidae
Product: elongation factor-like GTPase 1
Biological process (GO): cytosolic ribosome assembly
Cellular component (GO): ribonucleoprotein complex; cytosol
Molecular function (GO): GTP binding; ribosome binding; GTPase activity
Source: RefSeq, a predicted model, not a curated record
UGAGAUGUAAACAAAAGAAUCUGGUUGGAAGCGACAAUCUUUUACUAAUUGGACAAGGGGUGUAGUGGAAUUUGCGCUUAUUUACGAAAUAGCUUCCUACAAUAGUAAACAAACACGUGCGGUUUAACUUUGGCGGCAUAGCGCUUUCGUUUUCAUUUGUAUUUCUUGUGCGCGAUAGAAAACACCUAAGGAGUCAUAACAAAAGUGAUUAAAAUGCCUAUUAUAGACACAAAUACCUUGGUGAAACUCCAAAAAGACAUUGAACGUGUGCGCAAUAUUUGCAUUUUGGCACAUGUAGAUCAUGGCAAGACAACACUUGCUGACUCACUUGUAGCCAGCAAUGGCAUAAUUUCACAACGUAUGGCAGGUAAGCUGCGCUACCUGGACACCCGUCAAGAUGAGCAGGAACGUGGCAUAACUAUGAAGAGCAGCAGUAUAUCGCUAUAUUACCGUGGCGGCGCUGACAAUGCUGACAACGAGCAAGACUAUCUCGUUAAUUUGAUUGAUUCACCGGGACAUGUGGACUUUUCCAGUGAAGUUUCAACAGCUGUGCGCUUGUGUGAUGGCGCCAUUGUUGUGGUUGAUGUGGUCGAAGGUGUUUGCCCACAAACGCGCGCAUGCUUAGAACAAGUUUAUACAGAACAACUAAAGCCCGUUCUGGUUUUAAAUAAAAUUGACCGGCUUAUAAUGGAAAUGCAGCUUAAGCCAUUAGAUGCUUUCUUUCAUAUAUCGCAAAUUUUAGAGCAGGUGAAUGCUGUGCUGGGUAGUAUAUUUGCCUCCGAUGUGCUUUCGAAGGAGGAUAUAACGAAAAAGGACAACUAUGAGUCUGCAUUGGAAGAAGUCGACGAUUCAAAUUUAUAUUUUUCUCCAGCUGCCGGUAAUGUCAUAUUUUGUUCCGCUUAUGAUGGUUGGGCUUUCUCGGUGAGCGAUUUCGCCAAAAUAUAUUCAAAACGUUUAGAAAUGACGCAAUCAGAUCUCGAACAAGUUCUCUGGGGUGAUUUUUUCUACAACACCAAACAGAAAUAUGCACUUGCCGGUGCACAAGAAAAGGCUAAGAAACCUAUGUUUGUGCAAUUCGUUUUAGAAAAUAUUUGGAGCCUAUAUGAUAUCAUAGCAGUACGCAAAGAUAAGGAAAAAUUACCGAUUAUCGCAGAGAAAUUGGGCAUAAAAUUACAGGCUCGUGAUUUACGUAUUUCGGAUCCCAAAGUACAAAUAAAAACUGUUUUCGGACAGUGGUUGCCCAUAGAUCGCACUGUGCUGGAAAUGGUGGUGCGACAUGUGCCGCCACCAAAUGUCAUUUCCGAUGAACGCGCAGAAAGAUUGCUCUUUCCACGCAAUGUAGCGUUGAAUGCAUAUUCUAAAGAAACUUUGUUGUUGAAGGAAGAUUUUAAACGUUGCAGCGAUGAGAGCCUUAACGUCAUUGUGUUUGUUUCUAAGAUGACGCCAGUGCACGUUUCACAGUUGCCUCAAAAUAAGCCCAAGCGUUUGAAUGAGGAACAGUUGCAAGCCCGGCGUGAAGAAGUGCGUCGUCGGAUUGAAGAUCGAAAGCAGUUUGCUGAAAAGGCCGAACUGGAAAAUCUAACCGUCGGCAUAGAGCAACUGAAUGUAGAAGAAACACCUGCACAAACUGAGGUCCAAAAAAAUGUCGAGCAGGAGCCACCUGAAAAGGCGGAUUAUGUUUUCAUUGCUUUUGCGCGCAUUUUCAGUGGUACUCUUAAAACGGGUAUGCGACUGUACAAUUUGGCGCCCAAACAUGAUCCCAGAAAUAAAGAGCAGCUGAAUUCGGACUCGCCUUACAUAAGCGAAGUGACGAUAGGGGAUCUGUAUUUGUUUAUGGGUGGUGAGCUACAGGCACUUGAUGAGGUACCUGCUGGUAACAUUGUGGGCAUAGGCGGUUUGGAUGAAGAUAUUAUUAAAACGGCAACAUUGAGCAGCACCAUCAAUUGUACGUCAUUUAGCGAGUUAAGUGUAAUGGCCACACCCAUUUUGCGUGUAGCUAUUGAGCCCGUUAAUCCACAGGAUUUGCCCAAACUUGUGAAGGGGCUGAAAUUAUUGAAUCAGGCAGAUGCAUGCGUUGAGGUAUCAAUGGCGCCAACUGGCGAGCAUGUAAUCACUACAUUAGGUGAAGUGCAUGUAGAAAAAUGUGUGCGGGAUCUAGAGGAAAGCUAUGCAAAGAUUAAAGUAAAUGUGUCCGAGCCCAUUGUAUCUUUCCGCGAAACAAUAGUGCCUGAAGCCACUAUCGAUAUGGUGAACGAAGCCAUCAUAAAAACAGCUACAGACAAGGAUAUAACAAAAAAGAUUAUCACACAACAAACAGCCAACAAGUUUGGCACGAUACGUGUUAUAGCUUUGCCACUGCCCCAGACUGCUGUGGACAUAUUGGAUAAAUAUAUUAGCUUCUUUAAAGAAUUAGCGACGAACGUAAAAGGCAUUACUGUAUCCGAAAAGUAUUCGACGCUAAUAGCGCAAAUAAAAACUCAACUUACCAAUGCUUUAACUGAGUUCGAUUUGAAAGGCUUAACUGCGCUAAAGCCAACAGAGCUCGUAGAGCGCAUUUGGGCACUAGGUCCGCGUAAUUGCGGCACGAAUAUCCUCUUGAAUUUGACUGAUUAUGAACAACCAAAUUUCUGGCAGUCACUCACACAUCAAAUUGAUGUAGAUGCCAUUGCCAAAGCGGUGUCUGAUGUACGUCGGGAUUAUAAUAGUUCAUUUGUUAACGGUUUUCAAUUGGUGACCGCUGCUGGCCCGCUAUGUGAAGAGCCCAUGCAGGGUGUGGCUUUUGUUGUGCUCGAAUGGACUGUGGAAGCAAACGAGGAUUUGAAUUCCAAGUCGUAUGGUCCUUUUUCAGGACAAGUGUUAACUGCAUCGAAAGAGUCAUGUCGCAUGGCAUUCCAGGCACAACCACAACGUCUGGUUAGUCCUAUGUACAGCUGCAACAUUGUGGUCAAUGCUGAAGUUCUAGGUAAAAUGUACGCUGUUAUUGGUCGACGUCAUGGCAAAAUUUUAUCGGGCGAUCUAACUCAAGGCAGUGGCAAUUUCUCAGUCAUGGCGAUAUUACCAGUAAUUGAAUCGUUUAAUUUCGCACAGGAGAUACGUAAGCAAACCUCGGGACUAGCUUGCCCACAAUUGAUGUUCAGCCAUUGGGAGCUUGUCCGAAUGCUUAUGACCAUGCCACCUCAUAUCACGCUUUACUAAAUCAUGUGAAAUCACAUCAUAUGACAU